This is a messenger RNA of Oldenlandia corymbosa var. corymbosa, 2157 nucleotides long. The record is from the annotation of a GenBank genome assembly. Lineage: Eukaryota; Viridiplantae; Streptophyta; Magnoliopsida; Gentianales; Rubiaceae.
AUGGCUGCCACCGCCGCCACCGCCGCCUCCGCCGCCGCGCUCGGCGCUUUACUCAGCUCAGCGGUGUCAAGUUCAACUCAAUCCUCUCUCCGAUUGGGCCGAGCCAUCCACGCCAAGGUCAUCCGAACUCAGCGAAAAAUCUCUCCUUUCCUUGUUAACCACCUGAUUAAUAUGUACUCAAAACUUAAUCAGCUUGACUCAGCCGAAAUCCUCCUCCUCCGGCUUACCCCUUCUGCUUCCCGCUCCGUCGUCACCUGGACCUCCUUAAUCUCGGGAUGCGUCCAAAACGGCCAUCUCAUCGCCGCUCUCCGCCACUUCUCCGAUAUGCGCCGCCGCGAUAAUGUCCUCCCCAAUGACUUCACUUUCCCCUGCCUCUUUAAAGCUGCCGCUUCUCUCAAUGCCGCAUUCCUUGGCCGGCAGCUUCACGGUUCAGCGGUCAAGCUGAAUUUCGACGGUGAUGUUUAUGUUGCUUCCAGUGCUCUGGAUAUGUACUUCAAGACUGACUUGCACAAAGAUGCGUAUGACUUGUUUGAUCAAAUGCCUCACAGAAAUAUCGCAACUUGGAAUGCUUUGAUUUGUAAUGCAGUGCUAAAUGGUCAUGUCUACGAGGCUGUUGGGAGGUUUGUUGAGCUUCUACGCGGUGGAAGAAGUGGAGAGGGGGAUCCAUUGCGGCCAAUUGUGGUUCCGGACUCUGUUACUUUCUGUGCAUUGCUGAAUGCUUGUGCAGACUGCUUAAAUUUAAAGCUAGGACAGCAGCUUCAUUCGUUUAUGAUUCGAUAUGGUUACGAUGGGGAGGUUGCUGUAUCGAUUGGGUUGAUUGACUUUUAUGGUAAGUGCAAGGAAGUUAAGCUUGCCAAGAUGAUUUUUGAUGGGAUAAACGAAAAGAAUAGUGUGUCUUGGGGUUCCAUGGUGGCUGUUUACAAGCAGAACGACAUGGAGGAGAAGGCGUGGGAACUUUUUCAUGGAGUCAUGAAAGGGAACGUUGGAGUAACUGAUUUUCUCAUUUCAAGUGUUCUUAGCGCUUGUGCAGGGCUGGCGGUGAUCGAGUUUGGAAGAAUGGCUCAUGGUGUGGCCAUGAAGGCGGCGUUUGUGGAAAAGAAUGUUGUAGUCGGGAGUGCAUUGGUGGACAUGUAUGCUAAAUGUGGGAGCAUAGAGGACUGUGAGCGAGCAUUUUAUGACAUGAAAGAAAGGAAUUUGUUUGUGUGGAAUGCGUUGAUUGGAGGGUAUGCCCAUCAAGGGUAUGCCGAUACGGCGUUGCUGUUGUUUGAGAGGAUGAUGACUGGGGUUAAUAAGAAAAAGGAGAAUGUGAUGAAUAUGUUAAUGCCUAAUCAUGUGACACUUGUCUGCGUGUUGACAGCAUGCAGCCGGGGUGGGAAAGUGGACGUGGGGAUGGACAUAUUUGAGUCGAUGAACAAAGGUAAAUAUGGAUUUGAACCAGGGGUAGAGCACUAUGCUUGUGUUGUGGACAUGUUGGGGAGAGCCGGGUUGGUUGAUCGUGCUUAUGAGUUUAUUAAGAAUAUGCCAAUUUGUCCGACCAUAUCGAUUUGGGGAGCGCUUUUAGGUGCUUGUAAAGUUUAUAAGCGACCUGAUCUGGGAAGGAUUGCGGCUGAAAGUUUGUUUGAACUUGAUCCUGCAGACUUUGGCAAUCACAUUUUACUGUCAAAUACCUUAGCAGCUGCAGAAAGGUGGGAAGAGGCGACAUGUGCGAGGAAGGCACUGAUGAAGGGUAUAGGUCACAACAAGAAGGGGACUGGAUAUAGUUGGAUCUAUGCAAAGAACUCAAUACAUGUGUUCCGAGCAAAGGAUACAUCUCAUGAGUGUUAUCAUGAGAUUCAUGCAAUUCUGGACAAGUUAAGGAGAGAUAUGAAAGCGGCCGGUUAUGUUCCUAAUACAGAAGUUGCGCUUUAUGAUUUAGAAGCGGAAGAAAAAGAAUCAGAAAUCGGUUACCACAGUGAAAAGAUUGCGCUCGCAUUUGGGCUCAUUACCCUUCCUCCUCAACUUCCCAUUAGGAUAAACAAAAACUUAAGGGUUUGUGUUGAUUGUCACAGUGCUAUGAAGUUCAUAUCGGGGAUCAUUGGCAGAGAAAUUAUAGUGAGGGAUAACAGCCAGUUUCAUCGUUUCAAGGACAAUAACUGCUCUUGUGGUGAUUACUGGUGA